This is a messenger RNA of Ambispora gerdemannii, 1956 nucleotides long. Lineage: Eukaryota; Fungi; Glomeromycota; Glomeromycetes; Archaeosporales; Ambisporaceae. The record is from the annotation of a GenBank genome assembly.
AUGUCAAAAUAUAAAAACAGAUCAACUCCAAGAUUUUCUCGAGGUUCUUCGCGAAAAGCACGAAAACACAUGCUUGGAAGAAAUUUUCGUCCUGCUUCUCCGACCCACGAGUUGGUCAUCCCUACUUACGAUGAUCAACCAGGAAGUAGCAGUAAUAACAGCAGUAAAAGUAAUAACACGCAACGAAAAUACAUUGUCAGAGAAAUCGUCGAUGCUGUAGAAGAUGAAAAAGGAAAUUUGAAUGUGCUAGUUAAUUUUAAAGACAUUGAGCCAAUGUGGUUCCCGUAUAACAGCGUUCAUAAUGGCGAGAAACUCUUGGAAAAUUACAAAAAAGCGAAUUUGAUGAUUCCUCCUGCAAACCAUUCGUCAACACCGACCUCAUCAACACCACAAAUACCUCCUCAACGACAAGGGGAAAUUAUUUCUUCUGAAUCUGCUUGGAAACCCAUCAAGAAAAAUAUUGAUUUCCCUAGAGUUUCGGAAACAGGCAAAGAAAUCGAGAAAGGGAAGCCAAAGCAAUCGUUAGAUAUCCCCAGAAUUGUGAAAACAGGAAAAGAGAUCGAGAAAAAAGCGAAUUUGACGAUUUCUCUACCUUCUCCUUCUGCAAAUCAUUCGUCAACACCGACCUCAUCAACACCACAAAUACCUCCUCAACGACAAAGAGAAGUGAUUUCUUCUGAAUCUGCUUGGAAGCCCAUCAAGAAAAAUAUUGAUUUCCUUAGAGUUUCGGAAACUGGCAAAGAAAAAGGGAAGCCAAAGCAAUUGUCAGAUGUCCCCAGGGUUGUGAACACAGAAAAAGAGAUCGAGGAAACAGUUCAGAUGAACAUUCCAUCAAACAAUAAACAAACACAUCAUGAAAAAGUAAAAAAAGGAGUUAAAUUUUCGGGACAGGUUGAGCGACAAUCGCCACCAGCUUGGAGAUUCGGACUGGAAAUGCCCAGGGAACGUGAAAAUCUGUUCGUCACGCCAAAAUCUAUUCUAAAAGACUCGACACGCCCCGAAGAAAUCUCACAUAUCAAACAAGUACCAAAAACAGAACCAUCCAAGAUCCUUUUGGAGUGGAAAGGUUUGUUAAUUCUGAACAACAAAGAACUAAUCCAAAAACAAGUAGUUGUUAGACCAUUAAAAGGGCAUUGUCCAGAUUCGUCAAUUUUGAAAGGAUCAAUGCCGAAAAAUCAAAUAGUUUUGGAUAAUUUAAUCUCGUUUUUUUAUGUUAUGAAAUUGAUGGAGAAAAUGAAGCCGCUUUCGAUUUUUGUGAUGCAACCGGCCACACAUCAAGAGGAUUUUACUGGAGUUUCGAAUGUAUUCAAUAAUUGUAAAAUAACAAAAAAGAUUGGUAUAAUAUAUUUGGAUGAAGACGAAUCAUUAUGCAUUUUCGUAUUCCCAAACAUCGAUAGUGAAUACAAAAUUUUUGAUUUACCACAAAGACCACCGAAUGCAAUGGCACUUUUGGUUCCUUUUACGAUACCAGUUUCUAAACCAAAGAAUAAUCCAAACGUGGGUCACUUGAGUUUCCCUCGACCCUCAAAUGUAGACGCAUAUUAUGCUCAAGUCGUCAUAGUUGCCAAUAAAUGGCAGGAUAUUUUGCCAGAAAUUUGCAAGACGCGUCCUAAAUUCGCCGUGUUUGGUGUUAAAGAGAGCGCAGAAGUUAUAGAUUUGAUAAAUGCACUUAAGUUUUAUGAUGCCGUUUAUGUGUCAGAUUUUGAGGAGGAAGGAAUCGAAAUUGUGUUUAUACAAUUUGAUUUAAUCAAUCAACUUUCACUAAUCCCACAUCUCGUGGGAUUAAAAAAGAAAUGCCAAUUUCGAAUAUUUGGAUGUAUUCCGCAUCUUACGAUUUCCGUAAAGUUGAAAGUAAUAUUUAGUGCAGGAGGAUAUGUUCUUUUUACGAGUUUAGUUGCCGAGUCAACAAAAAGAAUUGAAUGGAAAUUCAACGUGGAAGCUGGUUAUACAUCCUAA